AUGUUAUUGAAUACAUUUUUGAAAUUGUCGUUGUUAAUUUUUGGCUUUUGUCAAUCUGUUUACGGACAAGCACGUAUUAUCAAUGGAACUGUAACAAACGUCCAGGCGUGCCCAUCAUGUGUGUAUAUAGCGGACAAAAGUGGUAAACUACUAUGUGGUGCUGCUCUUAUACAUACGAGGUUUGUUGCAUCUGCCGCUUCUUGCACCAAACCACAUAUUGCCGGUGCGAUGAAUGUGCAUGGUGGAAAGACUUAUCAAUUAGAAGCUGGAGAAGUUAUUCCAGUUAUCAAAAUGAUAUAUUCAAUUAAUUUCGACCAAACAACUUAUGAUUGGGAUAUAUCUUUAGCACAAUUGCAAAAUGCAUUUACAACAACAUUAGCUGUACCAGCACCAAUUAACUCCAAUCCUUUAGAACCAUAUCAAGUUCUAAGGUUUUAUGGUUGGGGUGAAAUUUCGGAGGGCGGAAAAGUUUCAAAUGUACUGCGUACAAUGCAAGUCUCAGUAAUGACCCCAGCAAGUUGUGAAGAAUAUCUUACACCACAAACAGCAAGACAAUUUUGUACAAAUUCCGUUUAUGUAGGUGCUUGUGAUAGAGAUCAGGGUGGCGGUUAUUAUGAUAAGGAUGGCCAGUGGUGUGGAGUAGAUAUUUGGAGUUAUGGGUGUGGUCGAGGUUAUCCUAAUCUUGGUACAAGAGCAUCAGAAAUUAACACUUUUAUUCAAAGAGCCAUCACAAAUAAUUUAUAA
Teleopsis dalmanni is the source of this 744-nucleotide messenger RNA. RefSeq names its product trypsin-2-like. Gene Ontology annotation, biological process: proteolysis. NCBI's taxonomy places the organism in Eukaryota, Metazoa, Arthropoda, Insecta, Diptera, Diopsidae. Gene Ontology annotation, molecular function: serine-type endopeptidase activity. The record is from RefSeq and is a predicted model, not a curated record. Bases 1 to 744 code for a protein of 247 amino acids. The transcript has a single exon.